This is a messenger RNA of Papilio xuthus (Asian swallowtail), 2676 nucleotides long. Its product is annotated as palmitoyltransferase ZDHHC6. The transcript has 8 exons. The record is from RefSeq and is a predicted model, not a curated record. Gene Ontology annotation, molecular function: palmitoyltransferase activity. Lineage: Eukaryota; Metazoa; Arthropoda; Insecta; Lepidoptera; Papilionidae. The coding region runs from base 231 to 1409 and encodes 392 amino acids.
CUGAAAGAUGUCAAAAAUGUCAAUAAUAAAACAUGACCCGGGCCCGCAAGAUAAGGCGGGGGAUGUUCUUUUAAAAAUAAAAAGUUUAAUGUUUUAGCCUAACUAUGUUUUCGCACCAUUAAAAAUGAUAUAAAGAAGUUUUGUUUUUGUUGUACUUAUAAAUGAGUUAGUGGUUUUUAGUUAAAAAAACUGGGCUGAUCAAAUAUUCGCAGAAACUGUUUAAAAUAACAAUGGGUUCCUCUCCAUUUCGCAGACUACUGCACUGGGGUCCUAUUGCGGUUUUAUGUAUUAUCAAGCUAAUAACAUGGGCAAUGGUGCACUUGAUAGGCAUGUGGUGGCCGCCGCACGAGUCCAUCCCUGCAGCACUACAUGCCGCUACCUUCUUAAGUCUAGCAGUUUCCACACUGUACUUUUUCCUUCAAUCUUUACUGGAAGGACCCGGUUUUGUUCCAUUAGGAUGGAGACCAGACAAUGAAUUGGACAUUAUGAAGCUACAAUAUUGUACAACAUGUAGAGGCUACAAGGCACCUCGAUCACAUCACUGCAGGCAAUGUGGCUACUGUGUUAUGAAAAUGGAUCAUCAUUGCCCCUGGAUAAACUGUUGCGUGGGCCACAGUAACCAUGGUUAUUUUACAUUAUUUCUGAUCUCUGCUGUAUUGGGAUGCUUGCACGCUUCUAUAGUGCUGUCAAUUUGUGUGUACCACGCUAUCAACCGCGUGUGGUACUUGCACAACGGCACAGGCCAAGAGCCUAUCGUGUACCUGACGCUCACCACACUGCUGCUGACGCUACUGGCGGUCGGUAUGGCGGUGGGAGUGGUGCUGGCUGUUGGUACUCUGCUCUAUUUACAGAUUCGUGGCAUCCUCCGCAACCGAACAACGAUUGAGGACUGGAUAAUGGAGAAGGCCGUGAGCCGGCGCGAGGAGCAGGGGCUGCCGGCGUUCUUGUUCCCCUACGACCUGGGCUGGCGCUGCAACCUGCACUUCCUGCUCCACUCACACCGCUAUGACGGCCUGCACUGGCCGCUGCGUCUCGGCUGCCAACAGUACGACCUCACUAUGGAGCAGAUAGCGCAGAAGGAGGAGAAGCGUCAGCGGUCGCGGCUGUUCGUGGCGGCGGAGCAGUACGGCGGGCAGUGGGUGCCGCUGCGCAGACCGCGCGCCGCACUCGCCGCGCCCUGCAGCGCCGAGCCCCGCCUGCAGCUGCGCCCGGGGGACCUCGUGCGCGCCACAAGACAGCGCAGACACUGGUUGUUCGGGGAGCUGGUGGUGAAUGAGGCGCGAGGUCCGCGCGGCUGGUUCCCCAGCGCAGUGGCGGUGCCGGCAGACACGCGCGCCAACAUGCUCGCCCGCGCCGCAGACCACCAGCACCAGCACCAGCACCAACAAGAGCAUGCCAAGCCCGACUAGCACACAGUGCACCCUCAGUGCGAUUAUAGACUCGUUUAACUUUAUACAUUUUGAGGUACAUAUUUUUUAUAUAAAUAUUUUAUAUUCACAAUGCAGAAAUCAUUUGUGCGAGUGGUCUCUUUUUUAUUUUUAAACAAAACCUGUACAAGAACUCUUUGUACUUUACAAGUAGAUAUGUUUUUAAAUUAAUGAAAGAUUAAUUUAAAUAUAACAAUCGCAUUUUAGAUGACAUUUUUCAUAUCAACUUUUUAAUAGAAUUAAACAAAAUUACUGUAAUAAAUUUCUAAAUGUUAAAUACGAGAUUACUAUGUAUUUAAUAAACAUAUUCUAACUCUAAGACUUGGUUUUAAGAUAUUGUAAUACAUAUUAUUAAGCAGGUGUACUAUGUAAAGGACUUAUAUAAUUAUAUUUAUAUUUACCGCUACCUCUGUGAUGUUAAAGCAUUUUUUAAUAUUGAUGAGAUAUUUUUAUUGACAAAAAAGUUAUUUUAGUCAUUAAUGGGUAUAGUAAAUUGACCAAGUUUUUUUUUGUAAAAGUGGCUUACUUGUUUAUGCUAUAUUAAGCACCCAAUGUCUAACAAUACUGAUUUGUUGUGUUCCUAGAUGUGCCAAAGCCUUCUUGCACUCUUCACAACUAUGAAGCCAUUUACUUACCCUCGGCUUCCAGUCUAAAAAACCAGUACUAAAAUGAUUUAUUAUUAUUAUCACACAUAUGCAUUUAUUUACAUAUUUUCUAUGUAAUAUAUUUAAAAAAAAUUAGAACAACACAACUGGGGAUGCCAUGACUUAAGCAACCAGGAAAUUCAUUAUGUGUGUGGUUUCUAAAAUAAGUACAGUUUAAAUCAGGCCCGUAAUGCAACUUAGCAAGACCUCCCAAGAUGUUGGUUGGAGCUCUUUGCUAUUAGUCCAUUUACUAUGACUACCGGAGUAGAUUUCAUACGCCACAUAGCGGUAACUUGGUUCUUGAGAAAUAUAUUAUGUAUAAUUAUUAUUGUGCUUAAUAAGUAUAAGGAUGUUAGAAAGUAAAAGACAUUAAUAUCCUAGUUUUAAUUUCCGAAUUCAUAUAUUUCUGAAUUUAUUAAUUUAAUGGUGCUUCUAAGACUGUUUUGCUUUUUAAUUUUAAUUAAAGUAAAAAUGGUUAAUAAUUGUAAGGGUAUAUAUAAAGGUCAAUGUAAAUAAUAUGUUAUGAAGACUUGAAUUAUAAUGGAACAUUUUUCUGUAGUCAUAGUUUAUUUAAAAGACAUGUAGACAAGUUCAAAAUACAAUUA